Rhinocladiella mackenziei CBS 650.93 is the source of this 2631-nucleotide messenger RNA. RefSeq lists its product as uncharacterized. The record is from RefSeq and is a predicted model, not a curated record. The coding region runs from base 1 to 2631 and encodes 876 amino acids. The transcript is spliced from 2 exons. NCBI's taxonomy places the organism in Eukaryota, Fungi, Ascomycota, Eurotiomycetes, Chaetothyriales, Herpotrichiellaceae. Gene Ontology annotation, molecular function: fatty acid elongase activity. Gene Ontology annotation, biological process: fatty acid elongation, monounsaturated fatty acid; fatty acid elongation, saturated fatty acid; fatty acid elongation, polyunsaturated fatty acid. Gene Ontology annotation, cellular component: endoplasmic reticulum membrane.
AUGUCAGUGUCCGAGACUCUCGACUGGCUCGGUUUGAGCAAGACUGUCCCGAGAGUCAAGGUCACUACGCUGCCUGCGUCGUUCUUCAAGUUCCCUCCCUCAUCCGAACCGACAACUCUGCCUCCUCCAUCAGACCAUCCAACGCUCGCGCACCCAUUUACGAUCCCUUCCAGCCUCUACAAUGGCCUCCUCUCGCCCAAUGUACCCAUCACAAUUGCCUUGGUUUACAUGACGUUUGUCACUUUCAUGAACUCGGUGAAUGCGAACCGCAAAUACAAGCCCUGGGCAUUUAGCAGAACACGAGUCUUCAAACUCCUGGUCAUACUCCAUAAUGUCUUUCUGGCGACGUACUCUGCAUGGACAUGUGUCGGGAUGAUAAACGCCUUAAACUUGUGUCUACCAGAAUGGAACGAAGAGACGAGCAUCGCGGCAACAGUGGAUGCGCUGUGCAAGAUGCAUGGACCUCGAGGACCUGGAAAUGCUGCGACUUACAACACGACUACGAGUGCCUGGACCAUGACGAAUCGUCUAUUUCACCUUGCCGCAGACGGUCUUACGCCUGAGAGCACAGAUGUGGGCAGGAUCUGGAAUGAAGGAUUGGCAUUCUAUGGCUGGCUCUUUUACCUAUCCAAAUUCUAUGAGGUGAUAGAUACAUGUAUCAUCCUGGCGAAAGGGAAGAAGAGCAGCUUGUUGCAAACAUACCACCAUGCGGGAGCCAUGUUAUGCAUGUGGGCAGGAAUCAGAUAUAUGUCCCCUCCUAUUUGGAUGUUUGUCCUUGUGAACUCCGGCAUCCACGCCAUCAUGUACACCUUUUACCUCUUCUCUGCGCUGGGCAUUCGAGUGCCGAAAUGGUUCAAGCAAUCCUUGACGACUCUUCAGAUCGCCCAGUUUGUGGUCGGAGCUACUUAUGCCUUUUCACAUCUCUUCGUCGCCUAUCAAAUCCCGGUUAGUGUGCCUUACCUUUACGACCUUGGAGGAGUGGCUUCGAAGGCCGUGCCAAGUGCGCCAACCGAUAUCUCCUCCGUCGCGUCCACAGCAAUGUCCAUAGCAUCCGCAGGUAUAGGCGCCUGGUUGAAGAAGGCUGCUCUGCGUGCCGCCGGCCAUGAGGGUCUUGCCGCAAACGUUGUCAACGAGGAAGGUCGCCCGUUCGGAAAUGAUGCCGUUCGCAUUGUUGAACAGCUGAUUGCUAGGGAAGAAACAAGAUACAAGGAUGAAUUGCGAUGGGUGAACUGCCUGGAUACAAGUGGUCAAGUGUUUGCUAUCCUGCUCAACUGCAUGUACCUUGCACCUCUGACCUGGUUGUUCGUACAAUUCUUCAUCACUUCUUACCUGAAGCGAAUGGAGAGGAGGCGGAGCAGCACUGCCAGCGAGAGAGCUAUUCUGGCCCGGAAAAGUCUCCAAGAUGCGUCCAAGGAACUCGCCCAGAGCCUGACGGAUGUCGUGGAACAAAUGCACCGAACAUCCGAGGACAUUGGAGAAGAUGCUGUGACCGUCGAUGGAGAAGAAGUCAAGAAAGAAUUGAAAGAGGCUGCAGAACAAGCAAAAAUCAACACCAAGCGAGGGUUGGAAAAGAUGCAGCAGACUCUGUCAAGGGUUGACCCCCAAAAGGUUAAAGAGGAGGUUCAGCGAGAUGUGGAGAAGGUCAGGAAGAAUUUACAAGAGACCGUCGAUAAAGCGAAAGUUGCGGCAACUGGAAAAGCUGAUGACGAGACCAAAGAGGAGAUAAAAUCUGAGGUGCAAUCGGCAAAGGAGAGCACUGCCAAAGCUGUUGAAAUGGCUAUGCGGAACGUCAAGUCUGCGGCUGAGACGGCCAAAGAGGAAAUAACAAGUAUUCCUAGCGAGGAGACUACGGAAAAGGUCGAGUCUGCGGCUGACAACACCACAUCGAGUGCUGCAGAAGUGAAAGAUGAAGUGAUCGAGACAGCCGAGAAAACAGCCGACGAACCCGACGAACCCGACGAACCUGCAGCAGCUGCAACCGAGUCAGUAAAUGGUACAGUCGAGGAUGUGAAGGAAAAAGAAGAGGAAUCAACAACUGAAGCAGUUAAAGACGAAAAGUCCCCAAACGAAAAUGGCACCGGCGCCGAAGAGGUGACCGGUCAGCCAGAGGUAGAGACAGUGACGGACAGCGAGGAGAAUAAAGAGAAGAAACAGGAGGGGCAAGAGGGGCAGGAGGGGCAAGAGGAACAGGAGAAACAGGAGAAACAGGAGGAGCAGGAGCAGGAGGAGCAGGAGGAGCAAGAGGAGGAACAGGAGGAGGAACAGGAGGAGCAAGAGGAGAAACAGGAGGAGAAACAGGAGGAGGCACAGGAGGAACAGGAGGAACAGGAGAGACAGGAGGAGCAGGAGAAACAGGAGAAGCAGGAGAAACAGGAGGAGGAACAGCAGGAACAGGAGGAACAGGAGGGGCAGGAGAGACAGGAGAAGCAGGAGGAACAGGAGGAACAGCAGGAACAGCAGGAACAGCAGGAGCAGGAGGAAGAUAAGAUCGUUGGUGAGAAUCAGGAUGUGAGAGACGAGGAUAUCAAAGUUGAUGAGGGCAAAACAGACGAAGAGAAUAAGAAAGAAGAGGAUGACAAGACAAGUGUGGACACGAAGAGGGCAAAUUCUACUAACGCUGCGAAAGAGUGA